GAAAAGACUGGAAGGCUGAAUUGCCCUGUCCAACACCCCCUGCAACCGUUUCCUCAGCGCUCGCUCAAAGGCCCAAGCUUCUGCGCAAACCUGCCAGCCAAAAUUUCCACUCUUCCAUCAUCGUAUCAACACCACCACCAUCACCACCAAAACAACCACCUCUCCUCCUCCUCCCUCCCCACACAUCGCCUAUGCGACCACCCACAAUGCGCACCACCGCCCUCCAAGCCUACCGAAAAGGCGUCCAAUCCCUCACCCGCCCAUCAACCACCUCCCGCCUCCUCCCCCCAUCAACCACCACCCGACAAGCCUCCUCAACCACCACCCCCCCAAGACCAAACCCCUACAUCCGCAAACCCAUCUCCAAACCCCUCACCUCCAAAACCCUCCCCCCAACACCCUCCCCCGCUCCCACCGCCGAAGAAGAACCCCUCAUUCCUGAAGCCCCCCAAACCCACGACCUCGACCCCUCCUUCAACCCCCCUAUCCACAACCCCUCCGCCUCCCCCCCCUCCCAAACCUUCACCACCGCCAUCAAAUAUUGCCUCCCCCUCCCGCCCCUUUCCCCCCUCCGACUCAGGAAUCGACUGGUCCUCCUCCUUCCACGGCCUCAGCACCAUCGCCUUCUCCCCCGAAACCUCCUCCAUCCUCAUGGCCCCCCUCGACCCGAUAGACGUCGAAAUGAAGCCAGACGGGAUAAUCUACCUCCCCGAAAUCAAAUACCGCCGCAUCCUCAACCGAGCCUUCGGUCCCGGCGCCUGGGGCCUCGCGCCCCGCGGUGAACUCGUGAAAUGCUGUGCUGAUAUGAAAUGGAAAAAAAAAAGAUUCGUCGCCCAAGCCCGCGGAGAAUGCCAAUACUUUGGCGAAGACAACAUCCCCACCGCCGGCGAGGGCUGCAAGUCCAACGCCCUCAUGCGCUGCUGCAAAGACCUCGGCAUCGCCUCGGAGCUCUGGGACCCGAGGUUCAUCCGCGAGUUCAAAAAGAAGCACUGUCACGAGAUCUGGGUCGAGCACGUCGUUAACGGAAAAAAAAGAAAAGUCUGGACGAGAAAGGACGGCGAGCCCAUGUAUCCUUACAAGGUCUCCAAGGGGGGUGCCACGACAUCGAGUUCAUCAGCAAGAAGGGAUGAUCUUGGGCCGGUGAUAUAA
Molecule: messenger RNA, 1149 nt
Organism: Podospora anserina S mat+
Lineage: Eukaryota; Fungi; Ascomycota; Sordariomycetes; Sordariales; Podosporaceae
Exons: 2
Biological process (GO): recombinational repair; interstrand cross-link repair
Cellular component (GO): mitochondrial nucleoid; mitochondrial chromosome
Molecular function (GO): single-stranded DNA binding
Source: RefSeq, a predicted model, not a curated record